GCUCCCCUUGUGCCAAUGAGUGAUGUGAUCCAUCCUUUUAGCAUAUGUGACAUCACACGCCUGGGCUCAAUAAGAGGGGACCUUGACCAUAAUUCGGGACCAUUCUGCCUUGGGGCUUCAGCUUCUCUCUUUUUGAUUAAAGUUGUCCUCAGUAACAACAUGUCAGGCCUGGUGCCAGUGCUCAUCAUUGGAGGAUCUGGUGGCAGUUCCUUUUGUUUCGACGGUCGGUAUAAUGGAGCCACACUGAAAAAAAUAUGGGUGUGGGUUGGAGGGUGGCAGGUGAAGGCUAUCGAGAUCUGGCUGACUGAUGGUGAAAACCAACUGUUUGGACAGCCUGAAGGGGAGUACUAUGAAUUUAAGUUUAAAGAUGGAGAGUACAUUUCAUCACUCUCACUGUGGGGAAAUGGCGCUGGAACCCGUCUUGGUGCUAUUAAGUUUGAGACAAGUCACUCAAACAAAUUCUUCGUAUACAUGACCAGUUGGGGACUGAAAACGGAGUACCCGGUAAACGUUGGCUCUGGAAUCUGCUUGGGAGUUAUGGGCAGAUCAGGUGCCGAUAUUGACAGUUUAGGGUUUAUCUUCAUCAACGACAUCAAGUCUUCUGUGCUGACCAAUGUCAACUAUCCCACCCUCCAUCAAGUCACCCCCCAGAUAGCUACAGAAGAAAUCAAGUCUCUAACCUACACGAACAACUCUGAUCUCACUCAGUCGUUUUCAGUCGAAACCUCUAAAACCCUAUUUAAAAAAUCCUCAUGGUCUGUGACUAACAAAUUGGAACAAAACUUUAAUAUACAAGUUAAAGCAGGAAUUCCAAACAUUGUUGAGUUUUCUGCUGGGUUCAGCCUCACAAUGGGAGUGGAAAAUAGGUAUGAAUUAGAGAAUUCAGAGGAAAAGAAGGAGACCUUCACUUUUAAAGUUGAAAUCCUUCCGAGAAAAACAGCUCUUGUUCACAUCUCUAUUGGCAGAGCCACAGUGGAUCUCCCCUACACUGGUAUAGUGGAGGUUACCUGCAAAAAUGGAGAUGUUCUCAGGUUUAACACCAGCGGUACCUACAAUGGUAUCCUUUACACUAAUUCUAAAGCAACUGUGACUCAAAAAUGAACCAGUCAAAAAACAUUCAAACAAUCAAAAGUCUAUCUGGCUUUUGUGCAGUAAAGGAGGGGGACGCAAUAAAUUGUUUAGCAAUAAAUUCCCUAUUGUAUAUCUUUUUAUUUUGUUAGGAUGAUUUAAACUGCGUUUAUUUUAUUUGGCGAGAUACAUUCUGUGAGUCAGAUGCUCACACACUAAUGAAAAGACUGAACAUCGACAGAAAACUAAUAAAACCUUCCUGUCACCAUUAGAAAACUAUAAAACAUAAAACUAAUAUAAUAUGUACUUGGUCUGUUGAAUUACCAUCACUGUAGCUUAAAUCGUAAAGAAUCCUUUACAGUUUAAAUGAUGUCUGUAGCUUGAAGUAUAAUGUUGCUGUUAAUGCUUGAAGUUAUUUAGGCUAAAAUAGGUCAAGGUAUACUGUAAGUUUCUCUAUUCAUUUCCUUUAAAUUACCUGUUCUCAAAGGUGAAUAUUUGAAUGGUUUGAAGAUCUGCUGGACUACUGUGACUGAUUGUCUCUCUGAGAACACUGCUCAGCAUUCACAGUAUUAUAUUUUACUGUAACUCACAUGCAUGAAAAGUUUUAAAAUGU
Betta splendens (Siamese fighting fish) is the source of this 1681-nucleotide messenger RNA. Its product is annotated as aerolysin-like protein. The record is from RefSeq and is a predicted model, not a curated record. Lineage: Eukaryota; Metazoa; Chordata; Actinopteri; Anabantiformes; Osphronemidae. The coding region runs from base 16 to 1101 and encodes 361 amino acids. The transcript has 2 exons.